UGUGCGUGAACGCAGCACACACUCACCGCUGAAACUCAUUCAUCAUGGCUUCAUCCUUAUCAAGCUAGCCGUUGUCGUCUACGCGCUAACUCAGGUCAUGUGAACUAAUUAAAAAGCGUUUCCUAACGUCACUCGUGCGCCGGUAACCGUCUCUACAUCGCGGUAAUAAAUAAUUUGUUGAAUAUUUGAAAGUUGAACGACAGCUUCCGCGGAGCACUGGGAACUAACGUCUCGUGUUAUGGGAGAGGCACGGAGGUCGGACAAACCGCGGACUGUCAACACUAAUGUCCGAGUAAAACGAGCCGCUGCCGCUUUGACAGCUGCCUGGUUAUAUUGUAGCACUGGUCUACCCUAAAACUGAAUCAUGCCUGGGAAACUGAAGGCCAAAAUUGUGGCAGGACGCCACUUGCCUGUGAUGGACAGAGCCAGUGAUCUUACUGAUGCUUUUGUAGAGGUCAAGUUUGGAAACACAACUUUCAAGACAGACGUCUUUCCCAAAUCCCUCAACCCACAGUGGAACUCUGAGUGGUUCAAAUUUGAGGUUGACGACGAGGACUUGCAGGAUGAGCCUCUGCAGAUCACAGUAUUGGACCACGACACUUACAGUGCUAAUGAUGCCAUAGGGAAAGUUUACAUUGACAUUGACCCACUGCUGUGCACUGAAGCGGCUUCUGUAAUCUCUGGCUGGUUUCCCAUCUAUGACACCAUUCAUGGUAUCCGAGGGGAGAUCAAUGUCCUCGUUAAGGUGGAGCUCUUCAAUGAUUUGAACCGCUUCAGGCAGUCGUCAUGCGGGAUCAAGUUUUUCUGCACUACAUCCAUUCCACGGUCUUACCGGGCAGCAAUGGUGCAUGGAUUUGUGGAGGAGCUCGUUGUGAAUGAGGAUCCAGAGUACCAGUGGAUCGACCGUAUCAGAACACCGCGGGCCUCCAAUGAGGCUCGUCAGAGGCUCAUCUCACUUAUGUCUGGAGAGCUCCAGAGAAAAAUAGGGCUUAAGGUACUGGAGAUGGGUGGGAAUGCGGUGGUUGGCUAUUUGCAGUGUUUCGACCUGGAGGGGGAGUCUGGCCUGGUGGUCCGGGCCAUAGGUACCGCCUGCACGCUGGACAAAAUCAGCUCUGGAAGCGCCCCCAACACCAACACACACAUUCACCCUAACACAGCCCCUGCUUCCAAUGCCUGCAAUUCCCCUUCAAAGGAUGGAAAGGAGCCGGUAUUUGGUGAGGAUCUGCCCUCGUCCUCCGGCCCGCCUACCCCUUUCAGAGCCCUUCCCACCUCCUCCUCCUCUCCUCCCCCCUUCUCUCCCUCCAAGCCAUGCAGCCGCCAGUCCUCAUCAUCAGACACAGACCUCAGUUUGACGCCAAAGACGGAGGAGCCCCGGUCAGUGAGACGCAGACCCGGAAUCUUCCUCUGCCCCAGCUCCCCCACCCUCUCCACAGACACUCUGUCCCUUCCUGGUAUUGGCUCAGUGGGCUGUGGUCAAGGCUCUGCCCCCAGAGCAGCCACCCCGCCCCCUCUGUCCUCCAUCCACUCAGACCCUGCCUUGCUGAGAAAGAGCGUGUCCUUCACUGAGGACCUGCUGCUGGCAGCCUCCGGGAUGGGCAGCGGCAGCGCCGGCAAGGAGGCGGGGCCUCUGAAGACACUGCUCAGACAACAGACGCAGACGGCUCUCGAGCAGAGGGGAGCGUCUUCCUCUGGGUUAUUGUUAAACGCCAGGGAAUUCCCCUUUUUCACCUUGACUUCUUUCCCACUCGGUUUUCUGGUUCACGUCGGUGGAGUGGUCAGCGCUCGCUCCGUCAAAUUACUGGACCGCAUCCACAACCCUGCCUUGGGUAACACGCGCUCAUACAAACUGCUAGACUGGAAUAGUGUCACUGCAGAUGAGCCAGAGACUCGUGAUGCGUGGUGGGAAGAGAUCCGCCAGGAGAUCAAAUCUCAUGCCAAAGCUCUCGGUUGCCAUGCUGUUAUAGGCUACAGUGAGAGCACCAGCAUUUGUGAGGAGGUGUGUAUUCUGUCAGCAUCGGGCACAGCAGCCAUCCUGAACCCUCGGUACAUGCGUGAAGGCUGUCUAGACAUGGGAAGCACCGACCACAGGUUUGAGGAGCCAUCGCCCCCCAGCUGUGGUUUCUGUCACAUCCCGUACGAUGAGCUCAACAUGCCAUUUCCUGCCCAGCUCACAUAUUGCUAUCACUGCCGAAGACAAAAGGUUCCUGAUGUGCUAUUUACAACAAUUGACUUGCCACCAGAAGCAGCUGUCACAGGGAAGGGUUGCCUUAUCCAGGCCAGACUCUGUCGCCUGAAGAAGAAAGCCCAGGGAGAAGUGAAUGCGACGGCCAUCUCCAACCUGCUGCCCUUCAUGGAAUACGAGCUGCACACUCAGCUGAUGAAUAAGCUGAAGCUGCGGAGCAUGAACGCUCUGUUCGGUCUGCACAUACAGAUCAGUGUUGGCGAGAACAUGCUCCUGGGUCUAGCUUCUGCAACAGGGGUGUACCUGACGGCCCUGCCGGCACCAGGCGGCAUCCAGAUUGCGGGGAAGACGCCCGGCGACCUGAGCAACGAGCACCAUAUCUUGACCAUCCAGAAAAGGAUCAAUGACACCAUAGCCAAGAACAAAGAGCUCUAUCAAAUCAACCCACCGAAAUUAUUUGCCCUGGACCCUGAGGUGUUCUGCGGCAUAAACAUGGAGCUGACUGAGGAAGGGGUGGGUUCUCCGAUCCCUGAGCCCAGGCAACGAUCCAGGCUCUUUCGCUCCCACUCAGAAAGUUCAGAUGAGCUGUCAGAACUGGAUCUGUCCCACGGCAAAAAGGAUGCAUUUGUCUUGGAGAUUGACGACACAGAUGCUGUGGAGGACAUUCAUUCCCUCCUCACUGAUGCAUCUCCACCCACAGGUUUCUACAGUUGCAACACUGAGAUCAUGCCUGGGAUUUAUAACUGGACUUCAGUAGUACAGAUGUUCACAUCCGUGAGGGUCUUCAGGCUGAGCAACGCCAACCUUACAAAUCAAGGCUUAAACAAGAUCUUCACUGACCUUUGUGAGAAUCUGCUGAAGAGUUUUUACUUUAAGUUGCGAUCCAUGAUCCCCUGCUGCCUUUGUCAUCUCAACUUCACUGUAGCUGUGCCAGAAGAAGACCUCAUUCAGGUGGCAGUGACGGCCGUUUCCAUGACUUUUGACAGCGAUCAGACUCAAGAGAAACCAGCAGAGAAGUCCGUCACCAAAGGGACCAAUGAGACUGAAGAGCAGCUACAGUUUCCCUUGGAGUUGUGCGCAGACUCAUCAUCUGUGAACACUCAACCAUCUUCCAAAAUCUCAGGUAUCCCAGAGAGUACAGUCUCAUCCAGAGCUGCCUCCGUUGAUUACGGUUCCUUUGCAGACAGAUGCAGCACCUGGCUAGAGCUGCUUAGGCUGAAAGCUCACACCAUAAGACGAGGAUCAGUUAAGACAAGUAGGAGGACACAGUCUCUAGCACACUCUGUCUCAUCUUUGGACCGCAGCAGUCCGGUGCCUGAAGGACGUUCCCGAUCGCUUCGCUCCAGCCGCUCGUUUGGAGGCACCUCGGUAACCGUGGUGAAGAUGACGCCGCUCUCCUUCCUCCCUGGGACUCGCAUCAUUAAAUACCUUGGAAUCAUCAACAUGUUUUUUAUCAGGGAGACGACAUCGUUACGAGAGGAGGGUGGUGUUAGCGGUUUCCUCCAUUCGUUCAUAGCAGAGGUGUUUGCGAUGGUUCGAGCCCAUGUAGCAGCCCUGGGUGGCAACGCAGUUGUGUCCUACAGCAUGAAAGAGUGCAUGCUAAUGGAAAAUCCAAACAAGAACCAGGCGCAGUGUCUAAUUAAUGUGAGUGGUGAUGCAGUUAUUUGCGUCAGAGAAAACGACUUGGAGCCCGCGGCCUCGACGACGAGUAUCGGACAGACCUGUUGUAGCGGCACAGAUGUGGCUACAUGACAGUGAAACAGACAAUGAUUCUGUGCGCUGGAAGAACAAUCUGAGUGAACACACUCUCUGAGUCUAGCCGUCCAAAUCUUAUGAUUUACGUUUGCCUUAAAACUCUAAAAGAUCCAAAGGUUUGGACACAGGUAAUAAAGAUCCAUUAUCUCACGCACUCAAAAACAUACAGUCUGUAUAGGUUUAGAAGUGCAGGAUGUUCCUCUGUAAGUUUUUCUGUUUUUUAAAGAGAGCAUUUGUGCAGGGGAUACCAGUGUGGCUCAGAGAGUAUUUCAGUACAAUUUGCUUCAAACUGGCCAAAGUAGCUAAGUUUUGAUUUGUAUUACAGCCGUCCAGUAUAUUGAGUAACACUUGAGGCAGCUAUAAGUAAUUUGUCUGUCCACUGAUUUCAGACGUCGUCGAAUUGAAUGGCUGUCCUAAAAGGGACUCACUGUGAGUGAGUUUGUGUACAAUCUGGUGAUUUUAAAUGUAGUCAAAUUCUUGCUCAGUGUUUGGCUCUAUGUCGAAUAAAUGCAUCUAUUCAGAUCCAAGUGGCCAGAAUACGUGUUGGGCAAAGCCAGUUUUUAAAUUUCAACAGGCUGGUGCUUUUCCUCAGAACAGAAAAUUGAAGUACGAUUCCAAACAAGCCUGUCACCCAUUUCGUUAUUUCAUUGGCGUCCAGUUUUAAGUCUCUAUGCCUAAUUUUUAGAUUUUAUAUUGAUUCUGCUGAGGAGUCCAAUCAUUGAGCAAUUACGUAUUGCUCAGAAGCAGUAAGCUACAGGAUUGUUUAGCAAGUGUCAAAUAAUGGUGUCCAUAAUUAGACUUAUUUUUAUUUCUGGGAGUGACUUAAGUUACAUCUGAUCUGCGAAAAAGGAGGUCACGAUUACAGCCAUAACAUGCACAUACUUUUGUAGAGUAACGAUAUUCCCUGUAGAACUUCUGUUCUCACAUAUUCCAGUGACUAUUAAAUCGAAGCUAAUAGAUUGUAUCGUUUUGUUGGAAAUAGAUUUAAUCAAGGGUAUAAUAGGUAUGCUUUUUUAUUGAAUUACAGUGGAGUGAGUGGGGAAAAUGGCGAUGGGUACAAAAGGAUAUAAGUGAAACCAAGUGGCUCAUUGAAAUAAAGUCUUUGAGGUGGUUUUUACUUUAUUAAGUCUCUAUAAUUGAAGCACUUCUUGCUUCCCUUGCAGCUCUAGGAUCACAUCCUCUUCUUGAUGCGUCUGCCUCUCAUAUUUCACACGGCCGAGCUUCCUCACUGUUGCUUUGGUCCUUAUGCUCAUGUUAAUAACAUCGAAACUGCUCUGACAUUCAUGUUGUGCUGGGAAAAAAAAGGCUUCUCCUAGUUGUGGUUGCCACUCAAAACUAAAUGUUCUCUAAAAAUCAGAUUGCAGUAUUUUUGUAACAUAAAGUUUAUGAAUCCGACUACUCCCACUUGUGCUAUUAUUUUAAGUCGCUGUGUCAGAGAAUUAGUGGUACUCUAAUCUGUGUGAUUGGCAGUUUGUGAUCAGUUUCCUAUAUUUUUAUCUAAAACUUGAAUGUAAAUACAGUCUGUGGAUGCUUUGGCUUUUUGACUAGCAGCAUGCAGAUCCACUUUUUAUUGCCAUGAAUCUGUAUGCUUGCCUGUUAAGUCUUGCACAAUAAACUCAAGUCAAGCUGUU
Mugil cephalus (flathead mullet) is the source of this 5568-nucleotide messenger RNA. RefSeq names its product C2 calcium dependent domain containing 5 (gene c2cd5). The transcript has 32 exons. Gene Ontology annotation, biological process: positive regulation of protein targeting to membrane; intracellular protein transmembrane transport; positive regulation of vesicle fusion. NCBI's taxonomy places the organism in Eukaryota, Metazoa, Chordata, Actinopteri, Mugiliformes, Mugilidae. The record is from RefSeq and is a predicted model, not a curated record. Bases 365 to 3934 code for a protein of 1189 amino acids. Gene Ontology annotation, cellular component: plasma membrane. Gene Ontology annotation, molecular function: calcium-dependent phospholipid binding; calcium ion binding.